Molecule: messenger RNA, 1402 nt
Organism: Syngnathus acus (greater pipefish)
Lineage: Eukaryota; Metazoa; Chordata; Actinopteri; Syngnathiformes; Syngnathidae
Gene: alad
Product: aminolevulinate dehydratase
Exons: 12
Coding region: 169-1164 (331 amino acids)
Biological process (GO): heme biosynthetic process
Cellular component (GO): cytosol
Molecular function (GO): porphobilinogen synthase activity; zinc ion binding
Source: RefSeq, a predicted model, not a curated record
UUUUAGCAACCACCGAGUCGCUAGAUGGCGAUAGUGAUAACUAGCGAGGUAUUAACAGUGUGGGUCGAAUCGAAAGAAGAAGAAAAAUCUACUAGUCAAUCCACUGAAGGAGAGUCACGCUGUUGGACUUGACUAGUUUCUCUAGCAUUUGUCUGUCCCAGGGUCAAGAUGCAGGUACCAGCACAAUCCAUCAUUCAUAGUGGCUACUUCCAUCCAACAUUAAGAUCCUGGCAGACCUGUGCCACAGAUAUAAAAGCAGAAAACUUAAUAUACCCAAUUUUCAUCACAGACAAUGUUGAUGCUGUGGAGCCUAUUGGAAGCCUGCCUGGACAAGCCAGAUAUGGAGUGAAUAAACUGGAGGGAAUGUUGCAGCCGCUUGUAAUGAACGGUUUGAAGUGUGUGCUGAUUUUUGGGGUGCCUGCAAAUAUAGCAAAGGAUGACAGAGGGUCAGGGGCAGACACAGAUGACACACCAGCCGUGAUGGCCGUGAAGAAGAUCAGAUCUGUUUUCCCUGAUCUGCUGGUGGCAUGUGACGUCUGCUUGUGUCCCUACACGUCACAUGGUCACUGUGGUAUCUUGAAUGAAGAUGGCUCUCUGAACAAUGAUGCCAGCUGUUUGAGACUGGCAGAAGUGGCAUUAGCCUACGCCAAAGCUGGUUGUCACAUAAUUGCUCCCUCUGAUAUGAUGGAUGGCAGAGUCUGGGCCAUAAAACAAGCAUUGCUUGCAAAUGGUAUAGGAAACAAGGUGUCAGUGCUAAGCUACAGUGCCAAGUUUGCUUCAUGUUAUUAUGGCCCCUUCAGAGAUGCUGCACAGUCCAAGCCAGCUUUUGGGGAUAGGCGCUGCUACCAACUCCCUCCUGGAGCGAGAGGGCUUGCCAUUCGAGCUGUGGAGCGUGAUGUAAGAGAAGGAGCCGAUAUGCUAAUGGUGAAACCGGGUCUGCCGUAUUUGGACAUAGUGAGAGAAGUCAAGGACAAGUUCCCCACUCAUCCCCUUGCUGUCUAUAAUGUGUCGGGAGAGUUCGCCAUGAUGUGGCAUGGAGCACAAGCCGGAGCGUUUGACUUGCGAGUUGCUGUGAUGGAGGCCAUGACCGCCUUCCGCAGGGCAGGUGCUGACAUUAUCAUUACUUACUACACCCCUCAGUUGCUCGACUGGUUGAAAGAGUGACGAAUGAAGAUCAGAGCCUCAUUGAAGAAGAAAUUGUCUUUAAAGCUAACUACCAAAAAGCUGCACUUGAAACUGUCAGGGCAACACGCUUUGACAAAUUCAGUACAUUUAGGCAUUCAUUUAAAGUCUUUGUUGGUGGGAUGUGUGUAAAAACAUGUUAUAUUAGUUUUUGUUGUAUGCAUUUUUUAAUAUCCCAGAUUCCUAGCUAUAUAAAUUACAAACAAACAAUUUAAAAGUU